Boleophthalmus pectinirostris (great blue-spotted mudskipper) is the source of this 1836-nucleotide messenger RNA. Its product is annotated as ovochymase-2. The transcript is spliced from 14 exons. NCBI's taxonomy places the organism in Eukaryota, Metazoa, Chordata, Actinopteri, Gobiiformes, Gobiidae. Gene Ontology annotation, molecular function: serine-type endopeptidase activity. Gene Ontology annotation, biological process: acrosome reaction; proteolysis. The record is from RefSeq and is a predicted model, not a curated record. Bases 1 to 1836 code for a protein of 611 amino acids.
AUGAAGAAGACACUUGUUACUCUGGUGUUUCUGUGCCUCUGGACUAAUACUGGCUCUUACACUGCUCCACCAGGUUCAAAGUGUGGAGUUCCUGGCGUGUGGAGCCCCCUGGUCCAUGCUCUGAGGGUGGUUGGUGGAGCUGAAGCCACACACGGAUCACACCCAUGGCUGGUCUCUCUCAGAAAACAAAGCUAUCAUUUCUGUGGAGGAGCCAUUUUGAGCCCCCGCUGGGUGAUGACCGCGGCACACUGCUUUUCAUCAGCCUCAAGGGAGGCCCUCAGAGGUGUGAGGGCGGUGAUUGGGGAUUUUGACCAACAUGUAAUCGAUGAAGAGGAGCAGGUUUUCACCAUCAAGAACAUCACAGUUCAUGAGAAGUACCAUCCCACUCUCCCUAUGAACUAUGACCUCGCUCUGUUGGAACUAAAUGAGCCCAUUUGUUUAGGGAAGCUGGUGCAGCCUGUAUGCCUUCCUCUUUUUGAUGACCACACUCAACCUGAUGCUAAAUGCGUUGUGGCCGGGUGGGGAAAAACCAAAGAAAGGGGACAUCUUUCUAGAACUCUUCGUGAGGUCCAGUUAAACUUAGUAGACCCAGCUAAGUGUAAACAUGUUCUCCAGACUUUGAAAAGUGCCAUACUGUCCCCACAGAGGCUCCACAGACCCCCACCAGCUCUGACUGUUCUGUGUGCAGGUCCAGAGACAGGAGGUAAAGACGCCUGUCAGGGGGACUCUGGCGGACCUCUGGUAUGUCCGGUGGGCUCGGCCGGCGGUCACUGGGUAGCUCUGGGUGUAACUUCCUGGGGCAAAGGCUGUGGGCGGAGCUGGGAAUUUAACUCCAGUCGCCCCCCUUCGCAAAGAGGCUCUCCUGGGGUUUUCACUGAUGUCAAACUGAUGCUACCCUGGAUAAAGCUAACACUACGACAGGGUCAGUGGUGGAUGAAUCAUUUUUCAUCUAUUUUUCAUGCAUGCCUGUUUGAUGUGAGCAGUGCUCUGUGUGUGCCAGGACUGUGCACUGUGCAGGAUGGCUCUGUGAUUGACACGGAGGGGGUCAUCAGAAACCCCGCCUCCCAACACCGUUACUAUGACAACAAUGAACUGUGUGUAUGGAGGAUCAGUGCCCCUCAUGGGUCCAGCAUUUUAUUGGAGAUUAAACAUUUGGAUUUGGAGAAUGACUCAUAUUGUCUCUAUGAUCGACUUACUCUGUCUGUCGGACCUCAAAAACCUGUUGGUGUAUUUUGUGGAAAUGUCUAUCCUAGCCAAUUAUUCCUUGUUAAUUCCCAUCAUGCAACAGUGCUUUUCUCCUCUGAUGUGAGCAUAGUGGGAACAGGAUUUGCCAUGAAGUACCGUGCUGUUCAGAGAUUCACUGAUCCUGGAUGUGGCACAGUUGUUUUGGUGCAGAAUGAGACGAACAUCCACAGCCCUGGAUUCCCACAACACUACACGAACAACUGCAUGUUCAGAUGGGUGGUCUAUGCAACACAGGGCCACAUCAUUAAGCUGAGAUUAACAGAUUUUGAGUUGGAGGAGUCCAGCAGAUGUCUGUAUGAUUCCCUGGUUGUCUACGGCGACGUGGAGGGAACAGAUGAGAUAGCUGUGCUUUGUGGGACCAGUCUUCCUCCUCCUGUCAUCUCCUACCACAGUGUUAUGGUCCUUCAGUUUACAUCAGACAACAGUGUGACUCACAGAGGCUUCAGUGCCAGUAUAGAGUUCAUCCACCAAUCAGAGUCUGGUCAAAGGAGAGUGGACCAUGAAUCAGAGGAUCUACAGCAGAGCUCAGAGCCUUCUGUGCAAAUGAGGCUGGGCUCGGACUUUCCAUACGAAUCCUCUGGGACUGAGUGA